AUGUUGCCAUGGCUGAUGACCGCCUGUAUUUAUCCGUGUGUGCUCGGUCCCGACUUCUGGGGACUCGUCAAUCGGGAGUGGCGCAUGUGCACAAAGGGACAAAUGCAAUCACCGGUCAACAUCGAUCCAUCACUCUUGCUCUUUGAUCCACAUCUGCAUGGAAUCCAUGUUGAUAACGUCCAGGUUGAUGCCCUUCUGGAAAACAUUGGCCAGUUGCCGAUCGUCACGUUGAACAACAGCAAGCUGACGGUGAAUAUCACGAAUGGCCCCGCGGCACCGUAUCGAUAUCGGCUUCAUCAGAUAAUCGUUCACUUCGGCAAAACGGACGGCGGUGAGAAGGGCUCCGAGCACACGAUCGAUCGCGUGCGUUUCCCGGCCGAGAUUCAACUGUUAGCUUACAAUUCCGAGUUGUAUGACAACUUCACGCAAGCACUCUCCAAACCGAGGGGCCUCUUGGCGAUUGGGAUCAUUGUUGAUAUCGGUCAUACCACGAAUCCAGAGUUGAGAAGGCUCACCGUCGCCUCGCAAAGCAUCACUUAUAAAGGCACAAAAACCCCGCUAACGCGUUUCCAUCCAGCGGCGCUGUUGCCUCGAACGGCUCACUAUGUCACUUACGAUGGUUCACUUACUUUCCCAGGCUGUCACGAGACGGUCGUCUGGGUGAUCAUGAACAAUCCGAUCUACAUCACCAAAGAUGAUUUGGCCAUUUGGAAUGAGCUGCAAAAGACGGAAACGAAACAGUCCGAGCCCUCCUACAUGACGCCUGCAUAUCGACCACUGAAAGCGCUAAAUGGCCGGCUGAUUCGAACAAAUAUCAACGUUAGCUAUAAGCAAGAAUCCCCGGCGACUUGUCAAUCGAAUCUCUACACAGAGAUGGGCUAUCGGGCGAACGCUCGCCCUAUCAUGAACAACUCGAUUCAUAAGAGGGAACUCAUGGAACAAGAGGUUCUCUCGUGGGACUCGUUGAGCCCCGUC
Messenger RNA from Mesorhabditis belari, 975 nucleotides. Lineage: Eukaryota; Metazoa; Nematoda; Chromadorea; Rhabditida; Rhabditidae. The record is from the annotation of a GenBank genome assembly.